UUGAGAAUAAUAAUAUUUAUCAUGGAAGUUACCACUACUCCAAGAACUCCAAGAGAUAAGUCCAUCAUCAACUUUUAUGACCUAAAGCAAGUGAUGGAAUAUAGUGAGAAUCAUAAGAAAUCAAUCAACAAACAAUUAGCGGAAUUAGAGAAAUCCUUGAAAACUGAAGAUCAAGAAGAAGAAUUCAACACUGAAAAGCAAGAUCCAGAUAAGCUCAUUGCUGAGAGAGCCACUGAAACUCAGAGUGAGAUCAGGAGAAUACAAGAUUAUAACAGAGAAGAGACAGAGAGAAUUUUGAAUAUGAAAUUAGAUCCUGCUAUUCAAAAUUUAAGUGACGAACUCAAAGAGUGCAAUGCUAGUUCAACCAUUUUCAAGCAUCAAGAGGCUGAGAGUGAGCAAACUCAGGACUAUACACCAGAAAAUCUUGGAACUAAUAAAGUGAAGACACCUUCUCAGAACUCUCUAUCAGAUCUUUGUUCGUCUCCUUUCAACUCUCCUAGUGCUAAAGGAUUUCCUGUAGCCAGACUACAAGAACCUUCUUCUGCCUACAUUUCAUCACCAUCUUCGCCAAAGACUUUUGAAGACAAGCCCAGUCACUCUUGCGACCAAGAGUUCUUGCAGGGAUUUUUGGAGGAACUCUCAGAAUUUAGCUACAUUGAGCAAUAUCUCAGUCAAAAAGGCUCAAAUCCCAACAAUAAGGCUACCGAAUUCAGAAGGAAGAAUGCCAAGUUUCCUUUAAGAAAAGACUAGCGCCAAUUAAAUAUUUAUGUGUGGAUUUCAGUUCU
Messenger RNA from Moneuplotes crassus, 785 nucleotides. The record is from the annotation of a GenBank genome assembly. NCBI's taxonomy places the organism in Eukaryota, Ciliophora, Spirotrichea, Euplotida, Euplotidae.